This is a messenger RNA of Musa acuminata AAA Group (dessert banana), 6121 nucleotides long. Its product is annotated as cysteine-tryptophan domain-containing zinc finger protein 7-like. The record is from RefSeq and is a predicted model, not a curated record. The coding region runs from base 393 to 5693 and encodes 1766 amino acids. Gene Ontology annotation, molecular function: zinc ion binding. NCBI's taxonomy places the organism in Eukaryota, Viridiplantae, Streptophyta, Magnoliopsida, Zingiberales, Musaceae. The transcript is spliced from 11 exons.
CUCUCUCUCUCUCUCUCUCUCUCUCUCCCUCUCCAGAGAAGAACACCUCUCUGAAAGAAAGACCAAGAUCGGAAGGAACCCCACGCAGGCGUUCGUGGCGAUCGCCGUUUCCGAUCUAGCUUUCUGAAGUUUCGAUCCACGUCUCUAAUCCGGAUCUCGGAGACCGCCCCGCCGUGGUACGCUAGGACGUGGAUCGCCGGUGGAUUCGGCAGCCGCCCUCGUUGGGGAGGGAUUCUAGGGUUUGGACCCCGGAAGCGGGUGUCCCGAGCUUCCAUAGGUGGUGGGAGGAAGGGGAUUCGAGGGUUUCGGGUUCUCCUCUGUUGGAUUUUGGUGUUAGGUGGGGAAGAGAGGGACGGAAGGAGAGAGGAGGAAGGGAGAGGGCGGGGGAUUGGAUGCUGUCGGUGGGACGAAGGGAGGAUGGCAGACAGGGGUUAGGGUUCGGGGGAGGAGGGAUGGACGAGGAUAACGAGCUCGAGGAAGGCGAGGCGUGCUCCGGUCAGGAGGACGACCCCUCAAUCGACCCCGAUGCUCUCUCCUACAUCGAUGAAAAAAUCCAGGAUGUAUUGGGACAUUUUCAGAAAGACUUCGAAGCUGGGGUCUCUGCAGAGAACUUGGGUGCAAAAUUUGGAGGAUAUGGUUCGUUCUUACCUACUCAUCAGCGUUCUCCUUCCAUUUUAUGUCAACCUAGAAGUCCACAAAAAUUGCCAAAUCAAAAUGUCACCAGAUCUCCCUACAAAUCAACAGUCGAGGUCACGAAUCAGGACAAUUCAGUUACAAUGAGUUCACCUUUUCCCAGAAAUAACACUGUUGCAGUGUCACUACUGGACAACUCAUAUAAAACAGACAGUUGUGUGAAUAAGCCAAAUGUUCAGGAGCCUAGUUCAGAGUGUUCUUCAUUUAAUAAAACAACCAAUGGCACUGACCACAAAACACUGAAGGUUCGCAUCAAAAUGGUUGAUAAUAACUUGGCUAGAAAUAAUGCUGCCAUCUAUAGUGGGUUAGGCCUAGAUUAUUCUCCAUCUUCAUCGUUUGAGGACAGUCCUGAUGGGAACGAAGGGGUUUUUCCUGGAUUCAGGGAUCUGCCUGAUGAAUCUCCUGGGACCAUCAUCCAGGUUAUGACAUGUUUUGCGGUUCCUGGUGGCUUUUUGCUUUCACCUCUUCAAGAUAAUCUAUUUCACUUGACCGAAAAGGAUAUCUCCUAUAUCAAACAAAGCAAAAGACAUAAGUCCUACAAGGGAUUGCCUGAAACAACUAUAGACUUUGCAGACUCUACUACACAUUCUAGAGAAGUAAAAGGUCAAAUGAAACAAACAAAGGCAAGGGGGCUGAAAGGGAGACCAAGUGAAAUUAAGGAUUCAGAAGGCAAAGAUAAUAUUACCUUCGGUAAGGAAAUUGAAAGUGAAACCCACUCUGGACGAGAGCCCACUUCUAGUUCCUUUAAUAUGCCAGCAUCCUCCAUCUCAAAGAAUGCAAUCAAAGAAGCAAGACCAAUAGUUGGGAAUGCAGUAAAGAUUGACAAUAAACUGUUGGAUCAACCAAGUGAAAUGAAGAAGACCUCAUUGAAGGACCAAUCAUCUUUUACUGGUUCUGUGAAGGAAUUAUUUGAAAGUACACCAAAUAAUGACAUUGACAAUUCAGGAAAUGAAGUCAUGAAUUCAAGAGGGCAAUUGACUGCAAAAGUUAGCAUGUCAAAGAAAGCACUUGAAGAAAGAAAUAAGGAUUAUCUAAAGGAUAAGAAGUCUGAUUUACAGAGAGAACGGAGAAGCAAUAUUGAGAAAGAUUUGGAUAUUACAGAUACCCACUCAAGUGGACACAAGAGGAGCAAUGAGCAAGUAUCUGUACCUACUGAUCGCUUUAAACCAGGUUCUUCACCAUCCAGGGAGAGGAUAUUGCAACAAAAGGAACAAAGGUCUGACAGGAAAAAGAAACUGAAGGUAAGUCAUACCAAUUCCGAACCAUUUGGGGAAAUUCUGAAGGAUAAUGUAAGUGGUAAUGUAAUUGCAACGACAAAAGAAAAGAAGAAAGCUUCCCAUUCAAAAGCAGACAAUGCUCAGAAGAAGUCCAAGGUUUUAAAACCACGUAAAGAUUUGAGUGGGUCUAGCUUCAGUGAAUCCCAUGGAAAUGUCAUCUGGGAUGUCAAAGCUGAAGAAUUUGAAAAUGGAGUUGGUUUACUGAAUCGUUCAAAGGGUAAGCAGAAGGCUGUGAAGUGUAAGCAUGAGAAGAAGCCCAUUGUGUCUACCCAAGCAUCAAAGGAAAUGUCUGGUUGUAAUAAGGUUGAAGAUACUCCAAUUUCAGGAGCAUUUGUUAUUGAACCUAUACUUGCACCUUUGGCAUGCAAUGCCCCAGUUACAGAUGCAACUGUUGCCCCUCAACCUCCUGUUGUUAUUGAGGAACACUGGGUAUGCUGUGAUAUAUGCCAAAAAUGGCGUCUCUUACCAUGUGGGACCAAUCCUGGUCAUCUUCCCACAAAAUGGCAAUGCAAAUUGCUCAAUUGGUUGCCAGGGAUGAAUCGAUGCGAUGUCAGUGAGGAAGAGACAACAAAUGCUCUACAUGCAUUAUACCUUGCCCCUGCCCCAGAAAAUGGUGCUAGCUUAGAGGGCCGUGAUGUUGCUGCUCCUAGUGCAUCUUUGACUAGUGGAGUGCGUCUUGGUCAAAAUCUUGAACUUCAUGUGCAAAAUGUGCCUAUUACUGAGAAGAAAAAAAGUGCAUUAAAGGAUGCUUCAAGUAUACCAACUCAUUCAACUCCUACUCAGAUCCCAAACUUUGUGAAAAAGGAUGAGCAGGCCUUUGUUAAAUCUAGAAGUUCAAAUGACACAAACCUGUAUCUUCAUUCUGAAAUAGACUCAUCAAGCAAAGGUGGCCUUGGUAACACAAGCAGACUAACUGAUUUCGGUGUGGAAAAACAUAAGCCAAAGCAAAAGGAUAAGCAUAAAAAUCGUAGGGGCAAUUCAGAUGGAGGUGAUCAUAGCGGAAAAAACAAGAAACAUUCAAAAUCAGAAAACCAGAGAGGCAUCGAUCAAGAUGAUCUUAGAACUUCUAAGAAAGCUGGGAAGGAAAGCUUGCAAUAUACCAAUAAAAGUUGUACCAGCGAUAAUGUAACUGCAAAGGCUUUUGAGGUAACUGACGUUGGUGGUUAUUCGACUAAAGUAAUCACAAAUGAUCAUACCAGAUGGGACAAUAAUCCCUUUUUGAAAGACUCAAAAUGUGACACUAAAAGCAAUUCCUCUGCACCAUUUAAGAAGUCAAGGGAUGAGGUUCAAUCUAUCACAAAUUGUGAGAGUAAGGACCAUGUCAGUGCUUCAGAUGUAGAGAAGUAUAGUAAUCUGGAUGUUUCUGUUAAGAAGAGGAAAAUGAAGGAGUGGCAAGAGAGUCAGCAGAAUCAGGAGGGACUUGUGAGUAGGCAACAUGUGGGAGAAAAUGGGGUUAUUGUUAAAGGAGCUCUUGGUGAAAAUGAACCUGUUAAGGAUAGGAAUUUUGAGUUAUUGCUGUCUGAAAGAAAGAGAUCCAAGACAAGUAAGCUGAAUAGUAAGAUGGAUAAGAAUUAUACCAUGACCAAAAUGUCUUUGCAUGCUAGUGGAGAGCAUAUACCUGAUGGAAUGGAUGAGGCCCUUUAUGUUGUGGAAAAAGAGCAUCGGUUCAGUCAGAGCCAGGAGAAUGCAGCAUCCCUGAGGGAGCUAGACUUUGAUUCCUUGAAGAGGGAUAUUGCCUAUGCACAACCACCUGUAGCAGCUAAUUCAAGUUCUUCAAUGGUUUCAGGUUCCCACAAAAGUAGAUCCAAUCUUCGGGAAACAAAGGGUUCUCCAGUCGAGUCUGUUUCUUCAUCACCUUUGAGAAUAUUGGGUAUUCAAAAACCUUCAUGCAAAAGGACCUCAGAGCAAAAAGAUUAUGCAAUUAAUCCUGAUUCCUCUCUGUUGGAGAGCCCCAAAAGGUGUUCAGAUGGUGAAGUUGAUGGUGGAAAUGGUCAUUCUGGUAAGUUCAGAAAACAAAUUUCUAUUCAACAACAAUCUUUUGAGAGUCAUAGAGUGGCAGGUUCUGGAACUCUUGAUUCUUUGGGAGAGACAUUUGACUAUUUAGAAAAGGAAAAGAUCCAGUUAUCUGUUGGCAAAUCUGAAGAAAGGUUGCAUGUGAAAAAUGGUGCUUCUGAUGAUUUCUCACCUACUGAGCUUGGAGAGCAACAUCCAUAUAAAUAUGAUAUCCAAGACCUGGGUAAAGUGAAUAAAGAUCACCUAGUGAAUGAGUCUAGUCAGCGGAAGUCUAGUAAGAGUUCUUUAAGUUCUAAAGGGAAACAUAGAGGUAGCAAAUCUGAUUUAGGUAAGAAUAAGCUUAGGGUUUCUGGUCCUUAUACUGUGAACAAAGACUUUCACUCUACAAAUAAUGGCAGCAGCUGCAGAUUUGAGGCCACUUCGGGUUAUUGUGAGGAUGGAAAAGAUGAUUUUGAUGAGAAGGAUGAGAAGGAUUGCUUGGGGAAGAAAGAACCUACUUCAAGGUGGAUGACAAGUAGGCAAUAUAAUAGCACUAAUUUUACAGUGCAAGAUAAUGUGGAUUCUAAUGCUCCCAUCAUGCAUUCUAGUCAGCAAAAGGACAUAGAAUCAAAAGUUCCCGUCUGUGGAAGUAGACACAUUAAACCAGAAUUUCAAGUGAAACCUUCUUUCCACAAUGAAAAAGAAUUGGACCACAAUCAUUUGGAUAAGAUUGAUUUUCCAGAACCGCCUUCUGGACUAGGAAAGUCACAAUUGAAACUGACUGCUGGCUGUAAACAAGAUACUCAGUAUCGGAUUCCUCAUAUGGUCUCUUCUCCUCUCAAGGCAAGCAGAUUGGAUGUUGGGAUAGUUGAUGCAGUGAAUGCUGAUGCAUCAAAAGUGGUCAAACAUCAUAGGCAGCCAGAAAUCCACCAUAGAUCACACCAAACUAAUAUGAGACAUGCAACUCCUAAUGGUCCUGACACAUCCAGUCCAUUAAGAAAGGAACAUUAUUCUGCUGUUAUGAAAGAAGCAAGAGACCUAAAACACUCAGCAAAUCGGUUAAAGAGUGAAGGACUAGAACUCGAAAGCACUGGUCUGUACUUUGAGGCAGCUUUGAAGUUUCUGCAUGUUGCUGCUCUCAUGGAACCUGUCAAUCUUGAUAGUGUUAAACAAGCAGAAGCUGCACAAAUGUACUUUGAAACAGCAAAACUCUGCGAAUUUGUGGCCCAUGAGUAUGAGAAGGUCAAGGACACGGCUGCUGCAGCUCUAGCAUAUAAGUGUGUUGAGGUGGCUCAUCUGAAGUCUGCUUACUGUAAAAAUCCUAAUGCAAGCAAAGACCGUCAUGAAUUGCAAGCAGCUUUGCAGUUUCUUCCUCCAGGAGAAUCACCAUCAUCUUCUGCUUCAGAUGUUGAUAAUUUAAACAAUCAGAUUAUAUUAGGAAAAAAUGCUUCAACCAAGGCUGUUAGUUCUCCUCAAGUUGCCGGCAACCAUGUUAUAGCUGCACGCCACCAUCAUCAAGUUAUGCGGUUGCUCCAUUAUACAAAUUAUCUAAAUUGCGCAUUUGAAGCGACUAGGAAAGCACAUAUUUGCCUUGCAGCUACUGUUGACAGCUUUGGAAAGGACAGAGUGGAUUGCCUGUCUUCUGUAAGAAAGGCUCUUAAUUUCAACUUUCAUAACGUCGAUGGGUUAUUGCGACAUGUACGACUUUCACUGGAUUCUAUUGGCCGUUAAAACCUUGAGAUAAAGGAAGAACACUUCUGUGAAUAGAAACUGUCAAUAUCUUCUCAUCUGUUGCAGUCUCGGCUUUCCAGAAAUGCUGGGGUGGAAAUUAGUGCGUGGUUGCAUUUCAACUUCUCUGAUAGAAUGGAUUUCUUCCUGAAGAGAAUUCUAGGCUUUUUAAAGGAAAAUGUAUAUAGAAAGAUCGGCUUUGCAAAUUUUGUAUAGUGUUUUUUGCAGCCGUUGUUUUAGAGAUUGACAAAGGCAUAGGUUAUUGUUAAACAGCAUUAACAAUGUGAGACACGAAUUGGUUCUCUUACUAAUCUGUCUCAAACAACGUGCUACACAAAACGUGAAGGUGUAUUUGUGACUCCAGAUAUGAAUUUGAGUUCUCUGUUCGAAGUUCCAUGGUUGAAUAAAUUGGCAUGUUAUGGUUUACCUUA